Messenger RNA from Cataglyphis hispanica, 3472 nucleotides. RefSeq lists its product as uncharacterized. The transcript has 8 exons. Bases 314 to 3406 code for a protein of 1030 amino acids. The record is from RefSeq and is a predicted model, not a curated record. Lineage: Eukaryota; Metazoa; Arthropoda; Insecta; Hymenoptera; Formicidae.
AUAAUACGUAUGUAUAUAAUAAAUCUGUAAUAUAUUUAAAUAUUACGCGAACGAAAUAUGCGCGGUGAUUGUCUAUUUCAUAUCGUGUGAUAUCAUGUCCGCGUUGGUUAUAUUUAGAACGAUUCAGUGCAACAAGAUGCACCGUCCGUGGAGAGUCGCAAUUACGUGUGCAUUUCAAAUGUUAUAAUCUCUUUUGACAAAAUAUUAUUCACUCUCCAAAUUUUUCUCGUGUACCGCCAAUUCUUGCCACGCAGAUCAGCAGAUUUUUUUUAUUUAUCUCCAAGCCAAUCUGCAAAUUCUAAGAAUAUUCAACAUGGGUGACCAAGUUCUGAUAACAGGCAGAUAUUUAAAAGUUGCUAAUCGACAGAGAAAAAAGAUAAUUACACCAGAUGUAAUGUUGCAUACCAAAAAUGUAAUGAUUCCUGUUAUAAAAUCUGUACCCUUCAAGCAGAGCUUUAACAUUUCCUUGCCAGAAAGUAAACUUCAAAUUUUGUUGGCACAAGACUACAGAAAUAAUCCUGCAUUGUUGUUCUCGGAAACGCCAUCGCAUACAUUGUAUAAUCCUUUGGAAAACUUACUUGAGGUGGAAAAACCCAAUUAUUGGAAACUCAGGAAUCAAAGUACAAAAUAUACUACUUAUAGAAAAACAAAUUCUGAAAAUAUCAAGAAAAAAAGUAUUUUGCAAAAUUCAUGCCCCUUGAAGAAAUUGUUCUGCAAGAAAAAAAAUAACAUGUUACAUUUUCCUAAUACAAUGCUUGUGCAAUUUCAACUAUCAAAAAAAAAAAAUUUGCAUAAGACAAGUUCAAAAUCCAUAAAAUUAUCUAGAAAGUACAAUCUGUCACAAAUCAGAGAAAAUCAAUUAAGAUAUGAAGACAAAUCUGUAGUUUUGCCAAAGAUGGAAGCAUCAAUUAGCAAUAUUAAAAUCAGCAAAUCAUCAGUUAUAUCAUUACAAAGUCAAUCCUUCCAUGAUUUUACAGACACUGUUUCCACAGUAUCAAUACUGUCACUGCCCAGUUUCAAACUUGAAAACAAGAAAACAUAUGCAAAUAUUGAAAAUAGGAAGUUGGUAUCUAGAUUCGUGUCGAAUCAUUUGCAAUCUAAUAACAGUGAACAUGAAAUAAAUGUGUUACAUUAUGGAAAUGAUAAUCUAGUAGAAAAUGAUUUGUCACAUUUUUCACAAUCUUAUUUAAAAUCUAAUACAAAUUGGUCUUCCACUGACAACAUCAAUUCAAUCAAUUCAAUCAAGAUGCAAGAUCCAUAUAAAAUCAUGCGUAACAUUAAAUAUUCUUGGAAAACAGAUAAUGGGAUGCCACCCUCUCAGAGAAAAAAAUAUAAUAAUAAACAUGAAAUAAAAAAUAUGGAAUGGUAUGACAGAAAGCCUUACAAUUGUAAAAUAAAAUAUUCCUGGCAAGUUAUUGGAACAAGUACACAAACAUCAUGCGGCUUGUUACAAGAUUUGCUGGAUGAUACUGAUACAAGAGACAAUAUGUCUGCCUAUAAAAUGUGUAACGUAAAAUAUUCUUGGCAAAUUAUAGGAAUUAGUACACAAGCAUCUUUAGAUAAUUAUGAUGAAGAUUAUUGGAAUGGCAUGUUGCUGAUACCAAAUAAAAAUUAUGACAAGAACAAUAUUCAAAUUGAUAAUAAUGAAAUAGACUGUAGUAAAUUGCAAAAUCAUUCAGCAAAGUAUUCAGAAAAAAAAUUUAAGAGAUGUUUAAUAUUAAACCAUCAGCAAACUCAGACUUUUGCCGAGAAAGAAGUUCAAGCUGACACUAGUGAUUACUAUGCAAAAUAUUCUUGGCAUAAUUUAAUAAAACGAUAUCUAUCCUUGAAUACUUUUUCAGAUAUGGAACAAAUUUUAGAAGAAUUGACCAAACAAAGCCUGUCAGAUAAGUCGGAAAUAGAACAAGUUGACAAUCAUGAUGAAUUAUUAGACAGAUAUAUAAUAAAACCGUUAAUACCAAAUCCUAGCAAGAAUUCUGUGAUAUUUAAUAAUGGCAAUGAAAAGACAAAGAAGGAAGAACUUUUGAUGAGAUUAACAUGCACAUUGAAAAAAUUAAAUCAAUAUGAACGAAACGAUAAGAAUUAUGAUACAAAUAUAGCACAACUUGAUGCAGAAAAUAUUUUCACACAAAAAGAAAGAUUAUCACAAAAUGUAGAAGAUAUUAAAGGGAUUAUUCAAUCCGCACAAGAAUACAUAACAAAAUUGGAUUAUCAAUUAAAAGACCUUGACAAUGCUGAUCAGCAGAUAGAAAAUAGUAUGAUGAAAACGUUAAAAGAUAUAGACGGGACAUUUCAAUCUUUGUUAGAUGAUGUGUGCUAUGAAAUCAAUAAGAGACGCGAAGAAUUGAUAUUGGAAGCAGAAAUUCACAAGCAUGAGAGUCUAAUACCGCUGAGAGCUUGUAGAAGGGAAGUGAAGGCACAGAUACAAAAUGCGCAGAAUAUCAUAUCUAUGAGCGAAAAUAUACAGCAUCGAUAUAGUGCAAACAGAUUUGAAAAGAUAAUUGCUGCUAGUAAUGAUAUAGGCAGGAUACCGGCAGUGCCGUAUUCCGAGGAGCUUCCAAAUAUAAAUUUCGAUCGUCCAUUAAACUCUUAUAAAGAAGAGAUUAUUGAACAAAUAUCGAAACUCGGCUACAUUUCUCGUACGGUACCUGUUCAGAUAACGAACAUCGAGGAAAGACCGGCGGGUUUAUUCGUUAAAUGGCACAUAACUAAUCCCGAAUACACUGCCGAGGAACAAAUAUUUAUCGUAGAGAAGGCGAACGGGGAAACUCUCGACCCGAUAUCGUGCGAGUUUGAGACGGUAUAUAAAGGAUCUGAGACUUUCUGCUUUAUCAGAAAUAUACCUGUUAAUCAACCAGUCACGCUUAGAGUCAGAAUACAAACAGAUAAUGUAGCAAGAAGUGUACAUCAUAUUGCAAGGACUUUUAUACCACCAUAUAGCUGGGAACUUGAUAAUAAACAUUAUAUGAUCACUAAUAAUGGUAAAACAGCUGCAAAACUCACAGACACUAUAAGCACAUUGUUCUCACAUGGUCCUCAGUUUGAUGCGAAUCACAUAAUCGAGUUCAAGUUCUUAGAAGUUUCUUCCGAAGGAGAUAAUGACGAAGGUAUCGCAUUGGUUUACAAUCCGCAAGACAGGCAUGACACUUUAAAAAGAACGGCAUCAUUGAUGAUCACAUCUCGUGGAAAAAUCUUCAUGGAUGGCAACGAGAAAUUGAUGCGCCUACCAAAAAUGUGUUUCGGUACAAACAUUAUGAUCUCAGCUUUUCGGAAAAAUGCUCACAUAUUGCGAGUGAAUAUCGAAUCUGAAAAUAAAUGUGUCACAUAUGAUUGGCGUGUGCAAACGCCACUGUUCUUUGCCGCCCGUUUUACCAAGUACAAAAAAUGGAGUGUAAUGGUUAAAUGAGAUACAAGAAUUAUUUUUAUUACACAAGACGCAAUGUAAUUCUAUAAAUAAACAGAAAAUGCCUUA